Molecule: messenger RNA, 3537 nt
Organism: Mesorhabditis belari
Lineage: Eukaryota; Metazoa; Nematoda; Chromadorea; Rhabditida; Rhabditidae
Source: the annotation of a GenBank genome assembly
AUGAACAAAAAGCUGCACACAAUAAAGAAAGGAGCUCGGAUCUGGCAACGACACUCGGAACUCGUAUGGAUUUGUGGAUUUCUCCUCGACGAUCUUAAAAUCGGCGCCACCCGGGCUCAUGUUCAGUUGGAUGACGAGAGUGUGGUCGAGAUCUCGAUUAAAGGCCCCGAGAGUCUCCCUUUUUUGCGUAAUCCCGACAUUUUGAUUGGUGUCGACGAUUUAACCACUUUGAGUUAUCUUCAUGAACCAGCUGUUCUUCACAAUCUCCAAUUUCGCUUCAUGACCCGGAAAUGCGUGUACACGUAUUGCGGAAUCGUGCUCGUCGCUAUAAAUCCGUACGCAAAUUGUGGACACCUUUACAGUGAUGAUGUGAUACAGAUCUAUCGUGGUGUCGGGAAACAAGUUCGUGAACUUGACCCACAUAUCUACGCGGUGGCCGAAGAGGCCUACUAUGAUCUUUGUGAAUAUCAGAAAAAUCAAUCGAUCAUCGUUUCCGGAGAAUCGGGAGCAGGAAAAACCGUCUCGGCUAAACAUGUCAUGAGAUACCUCGCUACCGUUGCUGGUGGGAAUCAAGGUUUCCGGGGAAUCGAGGAGAAAAUCCUUGCCUCAAAUCCAAUUAUGGAGGCGAUCGGAAACGCGAAAACGAUCCGCAAUGAUAACUCGAGUCGUUUCGGGAAAUUCAUUCAAAUCAAUUUUGGAGACAACAAUGAGAUUGUGGGCGCAGAAAUGAAAACUUACCUCUUGGAGAAGUCGCGCUUGGUUUUCCAGGCUCAAAACGAGCGGAAUUAUCACAUCUUUUAUCAAAUGUGUGCCAGUUUUGAUCAUGCACUAUUGAGACCUUGGAAUUUGAAAUCGGCUGAUGAUUAUUUCUACGCGAAUCAGGGAAGAAAUAUUUAUGUCGAUGAAGUCGACGAUCGAGCUGAAUUUGAAGAGACGGUGCAAGCUCUUGAUCUACUCGGAUUCACUGUCGUUGAGCAGAGCGAACUCUUCCGUGUGCUCGCCGCCGUGCUCACACUCGGCAAUGUCGACUUUGAGGGUGAUGAGGGAUCGACGAUUUUGACAAAAUGCGGCAGUGAUCUGAAGCACCUUUGUCAAGAGCUCCUUUUGGUGAAAGAGACGGACUUGCGACGAUGGUUGACACAUCGAGAGAUUCGAGCAAUCAAUGAAACUGUCGUGAAACCGUUGACGAGAGAAGAGUCUCUUCGGAAUCGAGAUGCUCUCGCAAAAAUGCUUUACUCGAAUCUUUUCAAUUGGGUGGUUGCAAAGGUGAACGUUUCGUUGGCAAGGAAGGAAAAAUUGAAAAAGCGACAGAAUGAGAAAUUCAUUGGAGUCUUGGAUAUCUAUGGAUUCGAAACCUUUCAAGUGAACAGUUUUGAGCAAUUUUGUAUCAACUAUGCGAAUGAGAAAUUGCAACAACAGUUUAAUCAACACGUCUUCAAGUUGGAACAAGAAGAAUAUGAGAGAGAAGAGCUCAGCUGGGUCCGAAUCGACUUCUACGAUAAUCAACCGUGCAUCGAGUUGAUCGAGGGUCGUCCGGGAUUGAUCGAGUACCUGGAUGAACAGUGCAAAAUCGUCAAAGGCACUGAUCCCGGCUGGCUCGAUCAAAUCACGAAUUGUCCUCAGCUGAAGAAGCAACCGCAUCUACAAAUGCCAAAGAUCAAAGCCUCGUCGUUCAUGGUUCGGCACUUCGCCGCCGACGUCUCUUAUCAAAUCGAUGGUUUCGUUGAGAAAAAUAAGGACAGUGUGAACGCGCAACUGCUGGAAGUGAUUGCACAGACAAAGAGCAAUUUCCUCAAAACGAUCAUCUCAUCUGUUAUCGAGGAGCCGGCAAGCGGCCGAAAACCUGGAACCAUCAAGAAGACUGUCGCCGGACAGUUCCGUGACUCUUUACGCGAGUUGAUGAUCGUACUGCAAGCAACUCGCCCACACUACGUUCGCUGUAUAAAGCCAAACGAUGAAAAGGAAGAGUUCUUUUUCGAGCCGAAACGAGCCAUCCAACAGCUGCGCGCUUGCGGUGUACUCGAGACGGUCCGCAUCUCGGCUGAAGGCUACCCAAGCAGAUGGAUCUACGAGGACUUUGCGAAACGCUAUCGUGUUCUUUAUCCAUCCGGUGGCGCUCUGUUGAGAACACACGACGGUUGCAAGCAAUUCGCUCAAAAAGCUUGCAGCAAAAUUCUGGAGGAAGAAAAGUUCGCGCUUGGACGCACAAAGAUUUUCUUCCGAACUGGCCAGGUUGCUCUGUUGGAAAGACUGCGACAAGAGACGCUGACAAGAAGUGCCACGAAAAUCCAAUCCAUUUGGCGUGGGUAUGUCGCCCGAAAGCGCUACGAAAAGCUCAUGGCCGCCGUUCGACUCAUCCAGGCCUCACUUCGGGCCCAUCUCGCGUGUCGCCGCUUGCAUUACCUCCAAAUGCAACGAGCUGCUGUCAAGAUUCAGACGACUUGGAGACGCUACAUUGCCGAGAAGCGCUAUAAAAGUCUCCUCAACGCCGUCAUCGCCAUCCAAUCAGCCCACCGAGCGAAUGUUAUUCGAAGAGCUUAUCAAAAGAUGCGUUAUGAGAAGUGCGCGAUCACAAUCCAGCGCUAUUUCCGCGGCUACAUGGUACGCCGCGAACGUGUCAAGUACAUUCGAAAAGUCAUCAAGGUUCAAUGCUGGGUGCGUCGUUGGUUGGCAAAACGACGUUUACGAGAAGCUCGAAUCGAAGCUCGCUCCGUUGGUCAUCUCCAGAAACUCAACAAAGGACUCGAGAAUAAAAUCAUCGAGCUGCAAAUCAAAUUGGACACUUCAAAUCAUGAGGUGACAAAAAUUCGCGCGCUCGAAAAUGAGAAGAAAUUGCUGGAAAUGAAGCUCACCGAGCAGUUGAAAACGAAAGAAAACGAGAAGCAAAAGCUCACAGCCCAGUUGGCGGAAAACCGGCAAGCGAUGGAGCUCCUCGGAGCCGAUCUCACCAAUCUUCAAUCGGAGAGACCAUUACUGAUCAAAGCUCGCGAUCGAAUGUUGGAGCUAGAGAUGGAGGUCGAUCGAUUGCAGGUUGAAUUAGAAGUACGUGAGAGUGAGAAAAUCGAGGCUGACAGUCGGUGUCAAGUCGCUGAAAGUAAACUGGCACAGUGUCGUGCUGACUACGAGCAACAACUUUCACAUCUCCGCGAUCAGUAUUCCGAGCUGAAAACUCGAGCUGAAGGUGCUGAAAAGGAACGGGACAUUGUGAAUAGCCGAUUGAGAGCAGCAGCCGAUCAGUUGAGACAUCAGGAGCUUGAGGCGAUGAACUCAAAAUUGCGUCUUGAGAUCGAUCGUCUCGUCGAAUCGCAUCUACCGAAUGAUUACAAAGCACGAGACAUGAUUGAUCGAUUGAUGGAAGAAAAUGAAAAGCUCCGAGACGAAGCGACAGAGCUCCGAGCCUUGCUCUCCAACAAUCCAGCGUCAACGAGUCCCAGACCGGAUUCUGGUCAUUGGUCUGCUGGGCACUCGGAAUCGGGCAGUGAUGCGGAGAGUCGUCACCGACUCGAGGCCACCACCGAUUUGGAUCGAGAGUUUAAA